Mizuhopecten yessoensis (Yesso scallop) is the source of this 2871-nucleotide messenger RNA. RefSeq lists its product as uncharacterized. The transcript has 3 exons. The coding region runs from base 588 to 1004 and encodes 138 amino acids. Lineage: Eukaryota; Metazoa; Mollusca; Bivalvia; Pectinida; Pectinidae. The record is from RefSeq and is a predicted model, not a curated record.
CCCUUGUCUAUUGAUAACGGGGACUGAUACAUAUUGUACUUACAUGUACAAAGCGCCAAUACCCAUGUUGUACGUUCGCUGGUGAGGAACUCUAAUAAGCGAAUGGUCAACAUUUAGGUCAUAUAGCUUGGACUUUACAACAGAAAGACGUCAUCUAGACACGCACUGGACAACCACUUAAAACAUUCAAGAAAAUUAACAACAGCAAGACAAAACGGAAUGGACUGAGUGAAAUCUCAAGUACCACUCUCUGUCGCAACAAGGAAAGAGGAGCAGACUGGACGGCAACAGUUGUGUCAAAAUUAAUCAGACAGAUUUAAGACGGAAAUAUUAACAGCAAUGUAGACAAUCAGAAAGGGUUAUUCACAAAAUAUUAUAAAUAUAAGACAGGCGGCAAAGUUUUGUGGAUAUACAUUUUGACGUCACAAAAACAUUUAAGGAUUUUCACCAUUAGGAUGGUCACAUCAGCCUUAGUAUAUUUUCUAUACUUCAUGUAAUUAUUCUUAAAAUCAUUGUGUGUACGUAUUGCUGUGUCAAACAUUUGACCACUCACUUUGGUAUACUUGACAACAAGUUUGUGUGUGGGUAUGGUCAGCCUCUGGACUAUGCGGUAUCUGUUAAUCGUCCUUCUUGCUGAAUUUGCGGCUGUGCCGCAACCUGCCUGCUGCCCAGUACUGGACAAAAAUGAUACAUCCAUUGACCAACACAUUACGUCACUAGAAGCAGAAUGGAAACAGAAACUUCAGUCGUUUGAGAACUCCUUGCUGCUGAGCGUUGAAAGAAGAAGCCUAGCGUUGGCAGGUGUACUCGUGGCUAUAUCUAUGGUUAUGCUACUGAUAGGCACCUGUUUCGUGUCGUGUAGAUCAGACGAGGCACUAGCUCAGUACGAACCUUUAUCCCAGGAAGAAUGGGAUAACCUAUCGACCAGUAUAAUCAACGGCGACCAAGUGGAUUUUAAAAAUCUUCUUUAUUCUGCAGCAUUCCGAGAAUCACCGGAAACGUAGUAGAAAAUGGACAUAUCUUCCACUUAUUCCGUCUUUGCGUAUUGCAGAGUUAUCUGCUCUUAUGAGCAGGUAUUGAUUGUUACGUCAUUUGUUUGUGAGAGUUACCUCAUCAAUGUUUGAGAAAACGACGUAAUUUUUUCACACAAACCAAUGACGUAACAAUCAAUACCUGCUCCCAAGAGAAGAUAACUCUGCAAUACGCAAAGACAGAAUAGUCGUAUGUUCAUGCAUUGUUUUAAAACACGGACACUUUUGAUACUUUAAGUACUAUCACAGUCAUAUAUAUUUUAAUUUAUUAUUUCGAUUCAAAAGCAAUAGAGACUGACUAUGAAAAGUUAGUGGUUAACUACAAACUGAAUGUACUCUGGUUUAUUAUCUGUUUUAGUUUUUGCAUUCUCGAAAUUCCAUGGGGCUACGAUCUCUUACGUUCCCUGCACCAUUGGCAUAUGACACGAUAGUGAAUAUCGAGGGCUCUGCACGCGACAUCUUGAGGACGAUACUUAUAGACUAGUUAGAUCACUUUAUGUACAUCUGAAGAAUCGCACGGCAGCAUAACGGUAAAAUUGAAGUCGAGUGUUGCUCCUCAUUUAAUUUCAAAGAACUGGUAUCAACAUAUAGCGAUUGAUAAAAAAAAAUUGGCCUGAAACCCAAUCAUAUUAAAAACAUAUCUUUGAUUCCACUCCGGUACUCCAGUCUACGUUUGACUGCAACGUAGAGUAUAGAAGUGGAAUCAAAGAUCUGGUUUAAAUCAGAUUGGCCUGAAACCGAUCAAAUAGCUUACUGCUUGCCUUCGAUAGUGUCAUAAUAUAUUCUAGGGGUGCUGAGAACAUACAUGAGCGUAACACUUGGAAUUUCAAGGUUUUUUUUUUUUUUUUUUUUUUUUUUUUUUAUAUAUUAAAUAUUUUUAGAAGUACCCUGGAGUUUUAACGAGGCUUGUAUAUAUAGUGCAAUGGAUAUUAUACUAAUACAUGUUUAUGGAUGCAGUUGUUCCUCAGGGCAAAAUCAAACAAAAUUCGCUCAAUGUUGAUGUUUAUAGUUGGUAAAUGAACAUGUUUUAAACCUGAUAAUAUUGAUGUAGUGUUAAAUGAUAUUGCCUGUUUCGUUGAUGUACUUCUUAUUAUAACCAUAUAUCCUUACAUUCUACUUUUCUUGAAAGAUCGGCUUCAAUUGAAAUUUAAAAGUCUCAGCACGUAAAAUGUUAACAUUUACUACCGAAAUAGUAAUAAAGUCGUUUCACUCUUAGUUUGAACCUUUUCUAAUUUACUGUCUUAAAGUUAAUAUCUAGUCAGCUGUUAUCAUCGGUCACCCUAAUUCUGCGCUUCAUUUGAUUAAAAAUAUAAUUCAUAUGUAUUGAUAAGGUAAAUCAAAUUAAGUUCAAUUCAAUUUAUUCCAAAAGCAGUAUAGCUUAACAUACUUGUGUUAAACAUAUUUAAUGAAUUAUAUACAAGAUACCGGAGGUUGUGGUACCUUUUAUGAAUUAAUUAGACUAUAUCAACACAACGAAACCUUGUGGCCCGUGUGGUGUUUUGAAGGUAUUACAGCUCUUUGGAAAGUUCUCUUGUUCUGUUAACGCUUUAUUUAACCAUGUUAAAUAUAUUACAAUGAUAAAAAGCAUGAGGAUAAAUAGUUACCAAUGCGAAAUACGUUCCUAAGGGAGGUAACCCCAGUAGACUUGCAAUAUCGCCAAGUGGAUAACCUAUUUAUUCGUAGACUUCAAAACACCAGCCAAAGAAUUCAGAUCGUUACCAGUAAAACAUUAAUUAUGUUAUACAUAUACAUAUAUGUUACGUGUGAAAACAUUGCCAAAUCGAUUUUUAUAAGAAUAUUAUUGAAUCGUUCUUUUUUUAAAUAAACUACAUAACGUCUU